Molecule: messenger RNA, 808 nt
Organism: Drosophila virilis
Lineage: Eukaryota; Metazoa; Arthropoda; Insecta; Diptera; Drosophilidae
Product: C-type lectin 37Db
Molecular function (GO): signaling receptor activity
Source: RefSeq, a predicted model, not a curated record
GGCACACUUUAGUUGAAUGCUGACUCUGGAAUAGUAAAUCGUAAUGAAAGUAAUUUUAAUAUUUCUGCUUAUUUCCAUUCCUGCACGUCAAGUGAGCUGUGAAGCUUCCAAGGAGCUGUUGCAGUACAGGACGCGCAGUGUUGAUAAAUGCCUAAAGGCCGGCGCAGUGUUGAUAGAUCGCAUGAUUAAAAUGCAGACCGAUUUUAAUGAGCUGCAGUCAAGCCAGAAUACAAAUGCCCGAGAUAAGAUGGCGAAUAUUACAGCACUGAUAAACGACAAGUUCGAUGGGAUCGAUAAGAGGUUCAAUUUCAAGAAUCCACCAAAAAGUCCAUUCGAGAAAAUUGGUUCUAAGUACUAUUAUAUUGAGUUAGAAACCAAGAGUAACUGGUUCGAUGCUGCGCACAAAUGUCGCCAAUUAAGCGGACAUUUAAUCAACUUAAGGAACGACAGGGAAUAUGAUAAUAUAAGCAAGCAUUUAAUGAAUUCUAAUCUAUCUGCUUCCGAAGCCAAUCGUUUCUGGCUGGACAUGAAUGAUCUCAGUGUUGAGGACCAAUUCCUAUCGUUGACUACGGGCCUGAACGUGACAUUCGCCCACUGGGAGGCGAAUCAACCGGAUGACUUUGACAACGAAGAUUGCGUGGAACUAAGGAUCAAACAGAAUAGAUUUGUUAUGAAUGAUGCCAGCUGCGAGACCAAGAAAUAUUUCAUAUGCCAGAAGGCAUAAGCCAUAUGAAGAUCUAGCAGUUAGCGACAUUGUUCCACCAUGUUGUGGAAUACUUGAAGUAAAUUAAUUAAAUAUGCAAGCUGA